AUGGCUUCUUCUCCGUUUCACCGUCCGUUUGGAGCAUCAUCGCCGUUGAACGAAGGUGGCUGGCGACGCUCACAGUUUACCUAUCGUCAGUUCUCGCAACUUGCCUCGUCAAACACUUCGAACCCGCUACGUGUUAUCGCCCACAUUGAUCUGGAUGCUUUCUACGCUCAAUGUGAAAUAAUUCGACUUGGAAUUGCCGAAGACAAGCCGUUGGCCGUCCAGCAAUGGCAAGGCCUUAUCGCCGUCAACUAUCCUGCUCGAGAGCACGGCAUUGGACGCCAUUGUAACGUCGAAGAAGCGAAGAAGCUAUGCCCCGAGCUUAUUGCCCAACAUGUCGCCACAUGGAGGGAGGGUGAUGAUAAAUGGGCAUACCGGGACGACGCCGCCGCCAAUAUCGUGACCGACAAGGUUUCCCUUGACCCUUAUCGACUUCAGUCCAGGAAAAUCUUGGCCUGUAUCAAAGAUGCCUUACCUGUUGACUUACAGAAGGUGGAGAAGGCAAGUAUAGACGAGGUCUUUCUUGACCUUUCAAACCAGGUUCAUUCAAUCCUCCUAGAGCGCUUCCCUGAACUCUCGAAUCCGCCUCCAUAUGAUGAUCCUACCGAGAAACUCCCACUGCCACCUAUCGCUGCGCUCGACUGGCAAACAGAUGCUUUGAUUGAUUUGGAUGAAGAACAAGAAACAACAGAUCCCGAUUGGGACGAUGUGGCUAUCCUCAUCGGCUCUGAAAUUGUCCGUAAAGUGAGGUCCGAGGUCCGACAGAAAUUGGGCUAUACAUGUUCAGCGGGCGUGGCCAGCAACAAGCUACUCAGCAAGUUAGGGUCAGCUUACAAGAAACCUAAUAAGCAGACUGUUGUGCGCAAUCGGGCGGUGUCGGCUUUCAUGGCCGGUUUCAAAGUUACAAAACUACGAAACUUGGGCGGAAAGCUUGGAGAGCAGAUUGUGUCGACCUUCAGCACCGAGAAUGUUACUGAGCUGUUGGAAGUGCCUUUAUCAAGCAUGAAGGCGAAGCUUGGCCACGAAACAGGGUUUUGGGUCUUCAACACCAUUCGAGGCAUCGAUACCAGCGAGGUAAACUCAAGAACUCAGAUCAAAUCGAUGCUCUCAGCCAAGUCCUUUCGCCCCACUAUCAAUUCUUCGGAGCAAGCAUUACGAUGGCUGCGAAUCUUUGCAGCUGACAUAUUCGCUCGACUGGUGGAGGAGGGUGUUUUAGAAAACAAGAGACGACCAAAGACCAUGAAUUUGCAUCAUCGUCACGAGGGACAAGUGCGAUCCCGCCAAGCCCCUAUCCACCAAGGCAGGGCCCUGGAUGAAGAAUGUCUAUUUGAACUAGCUAAGGAUCUCCUCUCGCAGAUAAUCGCUGAAGGCAGAGGUGUAUGGCCAUGUGCAAACCUGAGUCUUAGCGUAGGGGGCUUCGAAGACGGCGUUAAAGGUAACAUGGGCAUCGGUGCGUUUCUUGUCAAAGGGGAGGAGGCAGAAGCACUUCGCCUGUCCACUUCAGAGAGCCGCCCUCCUUCCGCUGGCCCCGAGCCCCUUGCAAAAAAGCGACGUGUCGAGGACAGCGGUAUCCAAAGGUUCUUUUCUAAGAGGUCCUCAACGGACCACGAUGGGAGUUCCUCGAACAAACCACCUACUCCAAAUGAAAACACCAAUACCACGCGUACACUAUCAGAGGACGCCCAAAAGAGCACCAGCUCUGCUACUAAUUAUGGAUAUGAGGCCCGCCAUAGAACCGACAUUGGCUCGCAUCCGUCUACCGUAUCAUUGUGGCAUGCGAGCGCUUUCAGUACUGAGACGGACCGGAACACACAAUUUUCGAUCGAUCCUCUCAAAUGCUCCCGCUGCAAGGCCAACUUUGCCGACCCGGAAGCGCUGCAGAGCCACGGGGACUGGCACAUGGCCAAAGAUCUUCAGGAGGAGGAACGUGUCAAGCCUACAUUCGCUGAACGGCAAUCUACCACACGAAACACCGUACCGAAGACACGAGGGACUGCAGCCAAACGUGGUCGAGGGGAUAAACUUGAGCAAGGUCAAAGCCGGCUCAAAUUUGGCUGA
Molecule: messenger RNA, 2055 nt
Organism: Fusarium poae
Lineage: Eukaryota; Fungi; Ascomycota; Sordariomycetes; Hypocreales; Nectriaceae
Exons: 2
Coding region: 1-2055 (684 amino acids)
Biological process (GO): error-prone translesion synthesis; response to radiation
Cellular component (GO): replication fork; site of double-strand break; nucleus
Molecular function (GO): damaged DNA binding; DNA-directed DNA polymerase activity
Source: RefSeq, a predicted model, not a curated record